AUGGAAGUUCCCUACGACUCCCAGGACGACCUCGUCCGGUGCUUCCUCGGCCUCCGCGUCCUCGCCACGCUCCCUGCGGUCACCGGGCUCAUCUACCGGAGCCGGUGGAGGAAGCUGGUCGAGCUCCGGCGGCAGCAGGAGCAGGCGUACCUUCCCCUCAUCGACUCCCGCCGUCGCGACCGGCCCGACCGCCGCGGCGAGCCCCCGGCGUACGUGGACACGCUCGCCGACCUCCGCGUCCCGGACGACGAGCACGCCGCCGCCUCAGGCGGCGGCAACCAUCGCAACAGGCGACGGCGGCAGCAGCAGCAGCGGAGGCUCACGAACGGCGAGCUUGUGGGGCUCUGCUCCGAGUUCCUCGGCGCCGGCACGGAGCCCGCCGCGGCGGCGCUGCAGUGGAUCAUGGCGCACCUGGUGAAACGCCCCGACGCGCAGCGCGCGCUCCGGAACGACAUCGACGCCGCCGUGCCCACGGACGCCGAGGAGGUUCUCGGGAAACUGGAGUACCUCAACGUCGUCAUCAUGGAAGGGCUCCGGCUGCACCCCACCGUGCCGAUGGUGCUUCGGCAGGUGAUGGCGGAGGACCACGUCGUGGUGGACGGCCGGCGUCUCCCGGCGGGCACGGCGGUGCACUUCCCGCUGGCGAGGCUGGCGCAGGACGAGACGGCGUGGGCGGACCCGCGCGAGUUCCGGCCCGAGAGGUUCCUGGCCGGCGGCGAGGGCGAGGGCGUGAGCCUGGUGGCGGCCGCGGGCAGCGCCGGGGAGAUCAGGAUGAUGCCGUUCGGGGGCGGCCGGAGGAUGUGCCCCGGCAUGGGCGCCGCCGUGCUCCACCUCGGAUACUUCGUGGCCAACCUGGUGAGGGAGUUCGGGUGGUCGGAGGCGGAUGGCGACCUCGCCGUUGACCUCCUACCGCAUCCCGGGUUCUUCACCGUCAUGAAGCGGCCGCUGCGGGCGCGCCUCGUGCGGCGGCGGCGGGAGGCCACGCCGUGCUGAUAAAUUACAAAUUAAGGGUGUGCAUGACAAUUAUGGUAUUGCAAUAUUUGGU
This is a messenger RNA of Setaria italica (foxtail millet), 1045 nucleotides long. RefSeq names its product cytochrome P450 89A2. The record is from RefSeq and is a predicted model, not a curated record. Bases 1 to 993 code for a protein of 330 amino acids. NCBI's taxonomy places the organism in Eukaryota, Viridiplantae, Streptophyta, Magnoliopsida, Poales, Poaceae. Gene Ontology annotation, cellular component: membrane. Gene Ontology annotation, molecular function: heme binding; oxidoreductase activity, acting on paired donors, with incorporation or reduction of molecular oxygen, NAD(P)H as one donor, and incorporation of one atom of oxygen; iron ion binding. The transcript is spliced from 2 exons.